CCACCAUCGUCUGCGCUCAGUCACUCAAACAUCCUGAGAAGGCCCGUAUAUACUUCUAAAGUUUUGCGUCCUUCAAGCCUCCCUAGCAACCGUGGUCCUUUUCUCUCUCUUUCGCUCUCUUCUUGAAACUUACCUUCCUCGCCCGGCUCACCACUUACGUACAAAAAUAUAAUCGUGGUCCCCCAAACCGACCACCACGACGUACUUGAGCCCCUGAUAUUCCGUUCAAUAUAAUCGCAGCGAUCACAACCAUUAUGCCUCAGGGCCCACGAAACCCCAACGAGAAGGCAGUCCACCCUCCCUUAUCUGAUGCUACUAGCGAUCAGCCAUCUCAAUCCCAAGGGGCACGAGUCCAGGGUCGGGACUUGGAUCUCAUCCAAGAAAAGCAACAGCAACGCACUCUCCAAAACCGUCAAACCACAUCUCCAACUAUAGGCAUAGCAUCACCACUUGAGCCAGGUCAGGACCCGCAACCUUAUGGUGGCAGGCAGCACCGACCUGCCUUCGGCGAGCCAUUGAGCCCCGGGAUCACGGUAUCUGAUAUUCAUGGACGCUCUCGCUCAAGCUCCAUUACAAGCUCCUCUUCCGGGGAUGAGACGCAACCCCAACGCCCCGAGCUCCGGUACAGCCCCAUGCUGAUUAGGCAUAUGACUAUGGGCCCAGAAGAGCCACUACGCUAUGAAGCAGAUAUAGCUAUUCGGGGUGGGUUGGUCAGGGACGGUGAGAGUAUGGCUCACAGGAGGGCGGGGGAAGAACAGCUCCCUGUCUCGGAAUCAGGAGUUAGUGAAAGCGCUGCCACAAGCUCAGUUACCCUAGGGAGAGAAGUGACGGAAGAUGUGAUGUCUGGAGAACAAAGCAUGGAUGGAUAGGAUAUCUUCAACCAGAUUGAAUGAAAGAGCGAGGAGCUAUCAUAUUUUAAUUAGUUAUUCGGGGUGUUGGUACUACCACAAAUCUGCUUGUGGGAAUGAGUAUACUUAAUUGUUAACAAUUCUGCUGGAGGUUUGGG
This is a messenger RNA of Tuber melanosporum (Perigord truffle), 1006 nucleotides long. RefSeq lists its product as uncharacterized. The coding region runs from base 255 to 869 and encodes 204 amino acids. The transcript has a single exon. NCBI's taxonomy places the organism in Eukaryota, Fungi, Ascomycota, Pezizomycetes, Pezizales, Tuberaceae. The record is from RefSeq and is a predicted model, not a curated record.